Messenger RNA from Betta splendens (Siamese fighting fish), 3751 nucleotides. RefSeq lists its product as uncharacterized. Gene Ontology annotation, molecular function: nucleic acid binding. The transcript is spliced from 2 exons. Lineage: Eukaryota; Metazoa; Chordata; Actinopteri; Anabantiformes; Osphronemidae. The coding region runs from base 891 to 1823 and encodes 310 amino acids. The record is from RefSeq and is a predicted model, not a curated record.
CACCAGAACAACUCACAAAGGUGAACUUCACUCCUUAAUGUCAGGAGAACCAAUUCAUUAUCCUGAUCUGAAACCUCUCAAACAACAAUAUAACAUAAUUGACAGUAAUUAUGAUUGUUCAGCUACCAACCCACCCACCCCAGGGGGAGCAAAUGGACCUCACACAGUCGGUAGACACCUUUUUAUUUACAUCAGAUGACCAGCUCUCCACUAGAGAUUUCCUUCUUAAUGGUACGCGACUUACUUUUUUGUGCGAUUCAGGAGCUGACAAAACUGUGCUGAGAGAUCAGAUUCCCGGACUCCAGAGUUCUUCCCGGUUCAUUUUUGUUAAAUCAGCAAAUGGACUGGUGACCAAAGAUUCUUUUUCAAAGCCAAUUAUGUUCACUGACCAUAAGACUGGGGAGUCUGAGCAUGCUAAAGUGGUGCUGUGUCCAAAGUGUCCUGUAAGCCUGCUAGGUCGUGAUUUGAUGACAUGGUUUAAAAUCUCUAUUGUCCCCACUUCCAAAGGUAUGGUUGCUAUAGGCAAGGGCAAAGAAAUACUGACCCUACCGUUACAUAGCAUUGAAGAACCACAGUCAGUUGUUAGUUUACGUAGAUGAAAUUUUAACUUCUUUUGACAAACAACGAGAUUGCUGCACUUGCACUGUUCCGUUAUUUGGCAAAAACGGGGAACAAAGCUUCGCUUUUAAAAUUGCAGUGGGUCAAAGAGAAAGUGAUCUUUUUAGGACAUGAACUGUCACCUUGCGGUCACAGCUAUUUUAGAUGCUCCUAAACCACAAACGAAACAGCACAUUAUGCAGUUACUAGGUUUGUGCAACUACUGCAGACUAUGGUUACCGAGCUAGCCACAAAUAACACAACCGUUGUUAAAUGUGAUCUACUCCCAACCUAUGUCCAUGAAACAGAAUAUAGAGUGGAGUCGAGAAGCUGAAGAAGCUUUCACUUCGCUGAAACUAGCUCUUACUGGUGCUACAGUAUUGAGUUUACCAGACUAUUCAAAACCGUUUGUUCAAACAGUUGAUUGGAAAGGCCAUUUUAUGACUUCUAUUUUGGCCCAGCAAACAGGAGGCUGCUACAAGCCUGUAGCUUAUUAUUCCAAACGUUUAGACCCUGUUGCAUGCGUUUUACCAUCUUGUGUACGAGCAGUGUGUGCAGCUGCACUAGCAGAGCACUGCUCAGCGGAAGUGGUGUUGUUUCACACCUUCGAGCUGCUAGUACCACACGCUGUAGGAAUACUGUUGACACAGACCAAGAUGUCCUUCCUGGCACCUGCACGGCACCUUUCGAUUUUGUCAACACAUGGCUGUGACGACCUCUACUGGCAAGCCAGUGGGGCAUGCGGUGCAUUGCUGUGUGCAAAUGUGCUGCACACACCAAACGGAAAGACCCUGUUUCACAGUUUUGCAGGGUUGGUAGAACGCACAAAUGGUACAGUUAAACUGAGCCUGAAAAAAACUAUGGAACAGACUGGGAGGUCCUGGCCAGAGUUCCUGGACCUAGUAGAAAUGUACAUGAGAAUCACUCCAACAGGGAAUGGUUUAACUCCUUUUGAGAUCAUUUAUGGUAGACCGUUUGUGUUACCUAUAAUGACUGAUGUCAAAGAGAAGAAGGAGAGCCAGACACUAGCAGAGUGGAUGACAAAUCUAUUGAAGGAAAAAGAGAUUGUGAAUGCAAAUAAGCUGCCAGAUGCUGCUUUGUCUCAGCAGGAGGAGAAGAUCGAGCCAGGUGACCAGAUCCUCAUCAAGGCAAUCAAACAAAAGACGUGGUCAAGUCUGCGGUGGGAGGAGCCAUACACUGUGGUACUCACUACACGAUGGCUGUAAAGAUCGAGGAGAGAGCUACGUGGAUCCAUCAAAACCACUGCAAGAGGGUGAUUCCCCUGGUCGGCACUGAGUAAGGGUGGAAGUCGACCGGUAUCUAAACAUUUGGUCGCCGAAGAAACCAACAGAUGCCCUCUCCCAGCUAUGGCGUCAGUGGGGGCCGGGUCGCGGGGGCAGCAGUCUAAGCAGAGAGUUCCAGACUUCCCUCUCCCCGGACACUUCCUCCAGCUCUUCCGGUGGGACCCCAAGACGUUCCCAGGCCAGCCGAGAGACGUAGUCUCUCCAGCGAGUCCUGGGUCAUCCUCGGGGCCUCCUACUGGUGGGACAUGCCCGGAACACCUCCCCAGGGAGGCGUCCAGGAGGCAUCCGAACCAGAUGCCCGAGCCACCUCAACUGGCUCCUCUCGAUGUGGAGGAGCAGCGACUCUACUCUGAGCUCCUCCCGGGUGACAGAGCUCCUCACCUUAUCUCUAAGGGAGCGCCCAGCCACCCUGCGAAGGAAGCUCAUUUCAGCCGCUUGUAUCCGUGACCUUGCCCUUUCGGUCAUGACCCAAAGCUCAUGACCAUAGGUGAGGGUAGGAACGUAGAUUGACCGGUAAAUUGAGAGCUUUGCCUUUCGGCUCAGCUCCCUUUUCACCACGACGGACCGAUACACCGACCGCAUUGCUGCAGCCGCCGCACCGAUCCGUCUGUCAAACUCACGCUCCUUCCUUCCCUCACUCGUGAACAAGACCCCAAGAUACUUAAACUCCUCCACUUGGGGCAGGAACUCUUCUACAACCUGGAGAGAGCAAACCACCUUUUUCUGGUCGAGAACCAUGGCCUCAGAUUUGGAGGAACUGAUUCUCAUCCCAGCCGCAUCACACUCAGCGGCAAACCGCACCAGCGCACGCUGGUGGUCCUGGCCUGAUGAAGCCAACAGGACAACAUCAUCUGCAAAAAGCAGAGAUGCUAUCCUGUGGUCCCCAAACCCGACCCCCUCCGGCCCCUGGCUGCGCCUAGAAAUUCUGUCCAUAAAAAUAAUGAACAGAAUCGGUGACAAAGGGCAGCCCUGCCGAAGUCCAACAUGCACCGGGAACAGGUCUGACUUAUUGCUGGCAAUGCGAACCAAGCUCCUGCUCCGGUUGUACAGAGACCAAACAGCCCUUAGCAAAGGGCCCUGGACUCCAUACUCUCGGAGCACCCCGCACAGGAUGUCACGAGGGACGCGGUCGAAUGCCUUCUCCAGAUCCACAAAGCACAUGUAGACUGGUUGGGCAAACUCCCACAAACCCUCAAGCACCCUGCUGAGGGUAUAAAGCUGGUCCAGCGUUCCACGACCAGGCCGAAAACCACAUUGUUCCUCCUGUAUCCGAGGUUCGACUAUCGGCCGAAUUCUCCUCUCCAGUACCCUGGCAUAGACUUUCCCAGGGAGGCUGAGAAGUGUGAUCCCCCUAUAGUUGGAACACACUCUCCUGUCCCCCUUUUUGUAAAGAGGGACAACCACCCCGGUUGUCCAGUCCAGAGGAACUGUCCCCCUCCUCCACGCGAUGUUGCAGAGGCAUGUCAAUAUGUAUCAUUUACCUUUUUAAAUUUAUGGUUUGCAUUUGCUGUGCCUUAUAACCACAUUGACAGUUGCACAGACGUCUAACCACAUGCUUAAGUUCUUAUACAAGUAUUGUCAUUUACGAAGAACAAUUUUGUCACCCUUGCUUUGUGCUCCUAUUCAGUCGUAGGUGUUCAAAACCACAAGAGGGGAUCUGUUAGUAUUGCUAUGACUACUUGGUUGUUUCCGCUUGUUAACAAGUGCACCAAUGAUGUGACAUUAAAGGCGUGUACAAGCAUCAAUAAAAUGUUGUGCUUUGGGGAAGUUCGUUGGAGUUGGUGGUCUCUGAGUAAAGCGCUUACAACACUAAGAUCUCAGACGAGCUCCCCUUGGCCAAGUAAAAACUG